AUGUCCGCAGCUGGAAUUCUUUCGCGAGGGCGUAGAGCUGUCCCAGACGAUCCUUUUGUAGAUAUCGAUAUCCGCAGCGAAGGUUGCGACGAUCCGAAAAAGACACCAGACACGUGCGGUAUCGCUUACAUUAGAGUAGAUGGAAAGGACCACUCCCGUCACCGCAGAGGACAUAAUGUUGUUAUUGUGGACCGCAAAACAGCUAAAGUGCUUUCAUCAGAAGCCUUCGAUACUCAUGGAGAUGGGUCAGCUGGCACUCGUCUAAGAGAUUUUCUCAACGCACAGGGAGCGGAUAAAUUAGUCUUGAUCGGCGUGCAGGAUUCGGCCUCUUCGCACGUAGGAGUAGCUCUAGACGCUAUUAGAAGGCUUGGCGCUGCUGAUCCUAUCCUGGUGGACUUCCGAGGAUCAUUUGCUCUGAUUGGAACACCGGAUGCAAGUAAACCUCCAUGGAUUGCACAGGAUCAGCACCACAGAUACAAAGGACCGAGCGAGAUUUCUAAAAGAAUUCCUCUCUCAGACUGUCAGAAGGCACUUGGGAUGGAAAAUUAUGGAAUACCCAAUGGACAAGUGCAAGCAUCUUCUGAAUGGGACCCCAAUCAUGCAGCUAUUCAGGGACGACUCCAUUACAAACCACCUAGGGGCAAACAAGGAGCAUGGUCAGCACGAUCUAACAAUGAAAAUCAGUGGCUUCAAGUUGAUCUGGGGAGUGAGUUCACCAAGGUGACGGGUGUCGCAACUCAAGGAAGAUACAACUAUAACCAGUGGGUGACGAAGUACAAGCUGCAAUACAGUAAUGAUCCUGCUACUUUCACUUACUACAGAGAGCCUGGAGAAGCUGCAGACAAGGUAUUCGAUGGAAACACGGACCAGAACACAGUUGUUUAUCAUUUCCUUAACGCACCAAUUAAGGCUCGUUAUAUCCGUUUUCGACCAGUAACUUGGUCAGGGCAUAUCUCAAUGAGAGUCGAGUUGUAUGGUUGCUCAGCUUGUGGAGAAGCUCUGGGCAUGGCAAGUUACGCAAUUCCCAAUGGACAAGUGACAGCUUCCUCGGAAUGGGACCUCAAUCAUGCCGCCAUUCAGGGACGACUUCACUACAUACCUCCUCCAGGCAAACAAGGAGGUUGGUCAGCUCGACACAAUAAUGCUAAUCAAUGGCUUCAAAUCGAUCUAGGUGCGUUGUUCAGAGUGACAGGGGUCGCAACUCAAGGAAGAUCCAACUACAACCAAUGGGUGACGAAAUACAAGCUGCAAUACAGUUAUGAUGGUGUCACCUUUACUUACUACAUGGAGGCAGGGCAGAGUGCAGCCAAGGUGAAACAAACUGCAUGUAGAAAUAAACCGCACAAACUUGAUCCUAUUUCAGUCGAUUGA
This is a messenger RNA of Stylophora pistillata, 1371 nucleotides long. RefSeq lists its product as uncharacterized. Gene Ontology annotation, molecular function: calcium ion binding; Notch binding. Gene Ontology annotation, cellular component: signaling receptor complex; cell surface; plasma membrane. The record is from RefSeq and is a predicted model, not a curated record. Gene Ontology annotation, biological process: Notch signaling pathway; axon guidance. Lineage: Eukaryota; Metazoa; Cnidaria; Anthozoa; Scleractinia; Pocilloporidae.